ACCACUCUUGGCUCUUAAAACACCAAAAAAAAAAUCCCCAAAAAGCCCAAAAAGAAAAGGAAAAACAAAAAAGCCCCAUGAAUAUUCCUUUUUGUCCAAAUAAUUUCUUUCAGCUAAGCAACAGCGUUGGCACUAUUUGUUGUCACUUGGUUCUGCAUUUAGCAAUUUCUUGCUCAACAGUUGAAAACUGAUAUUUCCACUGGUUACUGUAUGAAGAAUUUUACAGUAAAAGAUGAUGCAAAGACAAAACCCUGGCAAAGUAAUAAAAGAAUGUUCUAGAAAUAGCCAAUAAUAUUUCAGAUAGUGGGAAGAAUGUGUUUAAGUUAUAAAGCUUUUGAUUUCUAACAAUAGAAUAAAGUUACUGCUUCCUCUUCGUAUUAUAAGAAUUGGAUGAGAUAUGACGGCUCAGCCAUCUCUCCCCAGUUCUUAUAUUAAUCAUUAAAAUUCAGAAAUACAACAACACGAGGGGUAACGGUAACAGCAGAUCAAUAGUUUAUUCUAGGUUAGUGUAGAGCCGUUUCGUUCUUGGGUGAACAGGCAUGCCGCUAGAAUACCAAAGAAGCUUCGACCAUAUGUCGGUAUCGAGCUGAGAGAAUACGUGUUGUCACCACCGCUGCUAGAGAGAAAAGAGAGCGAACGCUAUUGCUUUUUCUUCACCAGUUGCAUUGCGCAUGCGUGCUCGGGUACUUCCGCUGACGGCAAAUCCCUUGCACAUGCGCAAUGGCACUUCCCAAGAUGGGGGCCAUACGCGCCACUACAGUAUGUUACCUUGGUAAACGUAAAACCCAGAUUCUCAGACAUAUGACCUCAAUGAUUUUUCCUGGGAGUUUUAAUCUAACAUUCUGUUAGUAAUUAAUGGCAUCAAGAGAAUUACUUCAAACUUUUGCUGGGAUUUCGAAAUGUUUGAUUUUUGCUGACCAAAUUAACACCAUGGAAAACAAGAAAAGGAAGAUUGAUUUUGAACAUUGGGCUUUCAACAAUUCAUGGACACUGAACUUCUUCAUUGAACAUUUUGGCAAAUGUGUGUGCUUAAUUUGCCGAGAAACAAUAGAAGUUAAGAAGGUUCUGAAUAAAAAACAUAAUUACGAGGUUUGUCAUAACAAUUACAAUAGUUUCCUUGGAGUGGCACGAGAAGAUGAGGUAGCAAGGCUGAAAAACAAUCUUCUUAAGCAGUCUUCUUUCUUCACUUUUAAAAUUGAAGAAAGUGACAGAAGCAGCCAUGCUGGUUAUGAAGUUUCAAGACCGAUAGUAGAAAGAAUAAAGCCAUUCAGCAAUGGUGAAUUCUUCGAGGAAUGUAUGAUGAAAGUAGUAGAAGUUAUAUGCCCAGAAAAAAAGGAUUUAUUUUCUGAAAUCAGUUUGUCCUUCAGAACAGUCAUGUGAAGAAUUGAAGAAAUGGUGGUUGAUGUCAGGAGAAGCUUGGGAGGUGUGUUACAAAGUCUUGAAUAUUUUUCAAUUGUUAUCAACAACACUACUGAUAUGACAGAUACUUGCCAACUGGCAGUUUUUGCGAGGGGUGAUAUUCCACCCUUUAACAUUGUGGAAGAAUUUGCACAUGUCACCUCUUUGCAAGAUACAACUACCGGAUCAGAUUUAUACGAUAGCCUCAUGUAUCUGAACAGGACACUUUGUCACCUCAUCACCAGCGUUUUUAUCUUCUUUCCUAUCCAGAUACUCCAACCAAUUUUUAUAUUAUGUGAGACAGCCUUCUAUAGCAACACAUUUGUGUCUAUCCCCUGUCAUACUUUAGCCUCUCACCAUCUGGCAUAAAACCACCUCCCCCUCUACUACAGUCCCAUUCAGCUGAGGUGGCUUCUCUUUCCUUUGUCUUGCAAAUUACAUGGUGACUUCUCUAGUACUUGUAUCACGGAAAAAAAACACUCACUAAACUCUAUAAAGUUGUUGGCAUUAGAAAGGGCAUCCAACCAUAGAAACCAUAAGUCUUUUGGCUCACUGGAUCCUGUCAACCCAUUUGAUUCGAACCAGCAAGGAAGAUGGCAAUGAUGAUGAUAAUAUAUACUCAGGAAGAUUCAAAUAUACACAGAUAUUAACUGGUAUGUAUUUUAUAAACAAAGUAAUUUAUGGGAAAGAGAAAUUGAAUCUGAGGUCAGGUGGUGUGGUGGAGUGAGAAAAAGUAAUAAAGUGACAUUGAGAAAUGAAGUAGAUUGGUCAUACCACGUUGUGUCUUGGAGACACCAAACUGCUAUUUUCGAAACAUGGAUUACUUUGAAACUGAGAAUUAAUGUUUGUAGAAGCCAUGUGAAGUGAUAUCCAUUAAAAGACCUGAGUUCCCAUGGUUUCUUUUGUAUUUAUUUAUGUAGAAAUCGUUGAGUAGGCAGUUGCAAAAAGAAUGGUUGGUGUAUGUUUUCUAGGAAGUUAUUAAUGGAAAGAAAAGAAAACUGCAUUUUGGGAGAUUUGUUUUAUUUUUGUUUUUCUGCUUUGUCUCCAUGUAAUUGAUUGAAAAAUAUCCAUGUCAUAAGAAAAAUUAAGUAUCUUAAAAAAGGUUGUUUGUAAAAUGGGUUUGAUUGAUCUUUGUAACGUGGGUUUGAUAGAUUAUUGUUUAUGUGUGGAUGGUAUUUAUCUAAAAUGUGAGGGUGUGGGGUGAUGGCAGAAAUGGUAAAGCAUCCAAGAAAAUUUCAGGCCAUCUUUGUUUAACAUAGCAGAUAAAAUGCUUACUAGCACUUUCUUCUGGCUCAUUAUGUUCCAAGUUCAAAUUCUGUCAAGGUUGACUUUACCACCUCUCGUGGUCAAUAAAAUAUGUCCCAAUUGAGCACUAGGGGUCAAUAUAAUUGACUAA
This is a messenger RNA of Octopus bimaculoides (California two-spot octopus), 2794 nucleotides long. RefSeq lists its product as uncharacterized. The record is from RefSeq and is a predicted model, not a curated record. Lineage: Eukaryota; Metazoa; Mollusca; Cephalopoda; Octopoda; Octopodidae.